AUGGCAACGGGAGCAGCAGCUGGAGCUGGAGCAGGAGCAUCGGUGGAGCAGCUGGUGGCCCAGACGCUGCAGGCGGCCACCAAUCCGAGCCACGAGAUCGUCCAGAAGGCGGAGGCGCAGCUGCGCGAGUGGGAGCAGCAGCCGGGCUUCUUUCCCACGAUAGCCAGGCUCAGCAUGCGACGUAGCGGCUGCUCCGGCGAUGCUGACAACGCGCAGGACUCCGAGGUGAAGGUGCGCUGGAUGGCAGCGGUCUAUCUGAAGAACGGUGUGGAGCGCUACUGGCGGCCCGGCUCUCGCCAGGAGCUGCCCGCCGAGCAGAAACAGCAGAUCCGAGAGGUGUUGUUGCGGCACUACGACGCCGAGGAGGUGCCCCAGGUGGCGCUCCAGAUAGCUGUGCUUCUGGGGCGACUGGCGCGUACGGACUACCCACGAUUCUGGCCGGAUCUGCUGCCCACGCUGAUGAAGCAGCUGCAGGCAUGCAGCGCGGACGGAGAAGCGGCCCUGCAACAGCGCAUACUCCUGGUGCUGCACUACGUCCUCAAGGCACUUGCCUCGCGUCGCCUGAUGGCCGAACAGCGGUAUUUUGAGGAACUGGGCUCGCAGAUCUUCGGCUACCUCGCCUGGGAAAUCUGGGCCCCGCUAACGGCUCGCUUCUUCGAGCUGGUCCGCAAAGAGGAGGCCUUGGCCUUGAAUGCUUUGCAGCGUGCCUAUGUGGUAAUGCGAUCCCUGCGCAAGCUGGUGGUCUACGGCUGUAAUAAGCCCUACAAGUCCACCGACCACAUGAACUUCGUGGAGCAGCUGUUCCAGCGACUGCGCCAGUGCCUGGAACUGCGUUACGAGCUGAGGAUGGGCUCCGUCUCGCCCGGAACGGCUGCAAUACUCACAGAACUGGAGCGCUUUGUGCUCAAAAUGAUGAAGACCCUAAACGAGCUGAAGGACCGCCAUUCGGUGUCCUUUGCGAGAUUCGUACCCGUAGCCUUGGAGUUCAGUUUCCACUAUGUGUUCCAUGAGGGCACAGCCCUCAUAUUCGACGCCGGCGACCGCAUCAACUUUGGCAACUUCGCCAUUCAGGCGCUGAAUAUGCUGAAGGGAAUCAUGCUGAGCGGCAACGAUAGCAUCAGUGCCCCGCCCGAGGGAGCGACGGGUGCCUCCAUCGAGGACGAGCUGCUGGCUGGCGCCGCUCAGAGUCAUGCCAAGUUCUUUACGGACGAGAGGAUCACGUACAUUUGCGAAAAGAUCGUGACGCAUUACUUCCUGCUCACGCAGCAGGAGCUUGAAGAGUGGCAGCAGGAUCCGGAGGGCUACGAUCAGGACGACGGCGGUGGCGAUGCCUGGAAAUAUGCCCUGAGGCCCAGCGUGGAGACCCUGUACUUCACUUGCUUCACCCAGCACUCUGCGGUGAUGAUCCAGGAGGUUCUCCGCUUCGUGAGGCGCGCCCAGCAGCUGCAACUCACCCCGGAAUCUGAUCUGAAGGCCAUAUUGCUGAAGGACGCCAUCUACAAUGCCGUGGGACAGGCAGCCUUCCAUUUCUUCAAUAAACUGGACUUUGGCGCCUGGCUGACCUCGCAACUGCUGGCGGAGUUGCGAGUGGAGGCUCCGAAUUUCCGCAUCCUGCGAAGACGUAUCAUCUGGCUCGUGGGCCAUUGGGUGGGCGUUCAGCUACCCCGGGAGCUGCGUCCCCUGGCCUACGAGGCGUGUCUGCAUCUUCUGAGGCCACAAGAGGAUAUGCCCACGAGACUGGCCGCCGCCAGAACACUGAAUCUGCUAAUUGACGACUUUGAAUUCAUGCCGGAGGCCUUUCACCCCUACUUCCCGCCCCUCUUCGAGGCUUUAUUCCUGCUCCUCCACGAGGCUGGUGAAUGCGACACCAAGAUCGUGGUGCUGGGCACUAUGACGCUGCUCGUAGAGAAGAUGAGCGAGUACAUCGAGCCGCAGGCACUGCAGUUCAUCGGCUAUCUGCCACUGCUCUGGCGUGAGAGCGAGGAGUACGACCUGCUGCGAUGUGCCAUCAUUGGCACCCUGGAGCAGCUGGUGCGUACGAUCCGGGAUGUCCCAGAGCCCAUGAAGCCCUUCCUCUACAGCGUCAUCCAGCUGAGCACAGACCUUCAGCAACACUCCCAUGUCUACCUCAUCGAGGACGGGAUCAUGCUCUGGCUGGCUGUAAUCGGAAACUCGACUGCGCUGACCCCCGAGCUGCUUAAGCUGUGCGAUCACCUGCUGCCCAUCAUUGAGAUGUCGUCGGAGAAUCUUCGCACUGUUCUGCAGUUGAUUCACGCUUACAUCCUGCUGGAUGCCCAGGCCUACUUGAGUCGGUAUGGCGAGGGCUUUGUGUCCUACUGCGUGCGCUCCUUCGAGGACAUCCGGGUGGAGGGUAUUAUCGCCAUGCUGAGAAUCUUCGAGACGUGCCUGAAAACGGACGCAACGAUGGGCCUGCGGCUGGUGCGUCCGGCCCUGCCGUUCGUCUUCCAGCAGGUGUACAUCAAGCAGGAUUACCCCAUGACCAUGGGCUGGUACCUGACCAUCGUGGCGCGCACCCUGCUCAUCGACCAGGCCGUGUUCAUGUCCGUGGUGCAGGAGUUACCGCAUGCGGACGCCCUGGCCCGCAUCCUGGACGUGUGGAUCGAGAUGUUUCCCAUGGUUCCGGACACGCACGCCGAGAAGCGAAAGCUCUUCUGUCUGGCCUUUGCCUCCAUCUUUGGUAGCAACGAGUUGCUGCUCGCCCGCCUGCCUCACAUCCUCCAGCUGGUGGACGAGACUCUGGGCGAGGUGAUGGACAAGCAGUACGCCGCUGUUGAAGAGGGUGCCACCAAGACUACACCGAGGUACUACGACUCCCUGGUCAUCCACGAUGAGCACGAGCUGGACGAACUGCAGCAGCAGUUGGGCAGUGAAGACUUCCAUGCCAAGGGCUAUCCGGCAAAGACCUACCACGAUGACCGGAACCGUCAGCUGGUGCUCAAGGAUCCCGUCUACAAGAUACCCCUAACGGAGUACCUCAAGUAUCAGCUGCAGUCGCUGCAGGCGCAGCUGGGAGCCCAGCGGUACGAGCAGGUUAUGUGCUCGGUGGUCCCCGAGGUGCUGGAACGGAUCACCAUGUACAUAGAGCAGACGGUGCCAAAGGCGUGCGUGGUGUGCCCGGGCUCUGGCCCCGGCUCAGGAUCGGGGACGACUGCGGACGAGACGCUAACCGAGCAGAUCGAGUCCGGUUGAUCCCGAACUGCUGUGCUUCAAAAGCUUUUUACGCUAAGUUAUUAAUGUAUUUUGUAUUGAAAUUAUAUAUUUUUAAUUGUUAAACGCA
Messenger RNA from Drosophila serrata, 3298 nucleotides. It is a transcript of the gene Impbeta11, whose product is annotated as importin beta11. Gene Ontology annotation, biological process: protein import into nucleus. The record is from RefSeq and is a predicted model, not a curated record. Lineage: Eukaryota; Metazoa; Arthropoda; Insecta; Diptera; Drosophilidae. Gene Ontology annotation, molecular function: small GTPase binding. Gene Ontology annotation, cellular component: cytosol; nuclear envelope.